This is a messenger RNA of Populus nigra (black poplar), 4004 nucleotides long. RefSeq names its product type I inositol polyphosphate 5-phosphatase 12-like. The transcript has 10 exons. The record is from RefSeq and is a predicted model, not a curated record. Gene Ontology annotation, biological process: phosphatidylinositol dephosphorylation. Lineage: Eukaryota; Viridiplantae; Streptophyta; Magnoliopsida; Malpighiales; Salicaceae. The coding region runs from base 196 to 3708 and encodes 1170 amino acids. Gene Ontology annotation, molecular function: protein binding; phosphatase activity.
UCUUCGCUCUCUCUAUUCUCUGUCUCUGCCUCCUCCUCCCCUUCCUCUUCCUCGUAAGCAACUCCAAACCAAAGUGCUCUCCUCUUUCCUUUAGAGUCAUUCUUCCCUUCCUUUUCUUCUCCUUUUCACCUUUCAAUCUCUCUGUUUCUCAACCUUUCCAAUAUAUAUGUGAUAUAUCCAUCUUGAUGAUCAUCAAUGGGUCAGGAUAGAAAUGUUGACAUUUUUGAAGAUGAAGAUAAAGAGGCUUUAAAAGGGCUAUCUCCUGUCCCUCUGCCGCCGCGAAAUAUCCACUCUCAUAGCCAGCAGCUACGUGCAACCUCUUCAGGACCUACUACUAAAAAACACCAUCCAGGUACAAGAAAGCACAGUCUUGAUGACAUCCCUAAACCUGCGCUUUCUGAUCCUUUUUAUUAUGAAUCUUCUUCCGACGACGAUGAAUUCUGCCCACGCUCCUCUUCUCCUUCUAACACCACUCGUUCUCGUGGUGGCAGUGGUGAAGAUUUCUUCGUUGGUGCUGAGGAUGAUCAACUCAUGCAAUUCCAACCAUUGCCUGAGUUCAUUGCAAAUGGUGGCGGGACUGGAAUCUUUAAGUUUCCAACACGUUCAGCUGUGCACGCUGGCCGACCGCCUUGUCUAGAACUUAGGCCACAUCCUUUGAGAGAAACUCAGUUGGGGAAGUUUUUAAGAAACAUUGCUUGUACCGAUAAGCAGUUGUGGGCUGGUCAGGAGUGUGGGGUAAGGUUUUGGAGUUUUGAGGAUGUAUAUGAGGCUGGAAGUGGAUUAGGUGGGAGAGCGAGAAGGGGUGAUGAAGAUGCUGCACCAUUUUUUGAGUCAGGGAAUACCUCACCUACAAUGUGUUUAAUCAUUGACAGUGCAAAUAGAUUGGUUUGGAGCGGGCACAAAGAUGGGAAGAUUAGGUCCUGGAAAAUGGAUCAACAUUUAGAUGAUGCUAAUUCUCAUUUUAAGGAAGGAUUAUCGUGGCAGGCUCAUAAGGGUCCUGUUCUUUCUAUAGUUAUGAGCUCUUUUGGUGAUCUGUGGUCAGGUGGUGAGAAUGGUGUUGUUAGGAUUUGGCCAUGGGAUGCCAUUGAGAAAUCUCUUUCUCUUUCACCAGAGGAAAAACAUAUGGCUGCUUUAUUGGUGGAGAGGUCUUGCAUUGACCUCAGGAGCCAAGUCACUGUAAAUGGUGCCUGUAGCAUUUCUUCUUCAGAUAUAAAGUGCUUGUUAGCUGACAAUGUUAGAGCUAAAAUUUGGUGUGCUCAGCCUCUUUCCUUCUCUCUUUGGGAUGCUCGUACAAAGGAGCUUCUGAAGGUAUUCAAUACCGAGGGUCAAAUUGAGAAUCGAGCUGACCUGCCAUCAGUGCAACAGCAAGAUCAGCCAGUAGAAGAUGAGAUGAAGGUAAAAUUUGUAGUCCCAUCGAAAAAGGAGAAAUCUGGGGGAUUUCUGCAACGUUCACGUAAUGCUAUAAUGGGAGCAGCAGAUGCUGUUCGCCGAGUUGCAACCAGGGGAGCAGGAGCAUUCGCAGAUGAUGCCAAGAGAACAGAAGCACUAGUGCUGACUAUAGAUGGAAUGAUCUGGAGUGGAUGUCCUAAUGGCCUUCUUGUGCAGUGGGAUGGGAGUGGAAAUCGUUUACUAGAAUUUAAUCAUCAUUCUUCUGCUGUCCAAUGUUUUUGCACUUUUGGAACACAGAUAUAUGUUGGCUACGCAAGCGGUGUCAUACAAGUAUUGGACCUGGAGGGAAAACUGAUUUGUGCAUGGGUUGCUUACAGUAAUCCUGUGCUAAAACUGGCAGUUGGAAAUGGAUAUGUUUUUAGCUUGGCAAAUCAUGGUGGCAUACGUGGAUGGAGCAUUGCAUCUCCAGGACCUAUUGACAGAAUAAUACGAUCAGAAGUAGCAUCGAAAGAACUAGAGUAUACAAGAAGAAACAGUUUCAGAAUUUUAGUUGGUACAUGGAAUGUCGGUCAAGGAAGAGCAUCCCAGGAUGCACUUAAAGCAUGGUUAGGCUCUACUGCAUCAGACGUUGGCAUUAUUGUUAUUGGGUUACAAGAAGUAGAGAUGGGUGCAGGUUUUCUUGCAAUGUCUGCUGCAAAAGAAACAGUAGGACUUGAAGGGAGUGCCAUUGGUCAGUGGUGGCUGGACAAUAUAGGAAAAGCCUUAGAUGAAGGAAUGGCUUUUGAACGUAUGGGUUCCAGGCAGCUUGCAGGCUUGCUCAUAUCUCUUUGGGUAAGAAAGAAUCUCAGAAAACAUGUUGGUGAUGUUGAUGCUGGGGCAGUUCCAUGCGGCUUUGGACGAGCAAUUGGCAAUAAGGGAGGUGUAGGUUUGAGAAUUAGAGUUCUCGACAGGAUCAUGUGCUUUGUUAACUGUCACUUGGCUGCACAUUUGGAAGCAGUCAAUCGGCGCAAUGCUGAUUUUGAUCAUAUUUUUCGAAAUAUGUCCUUUGGUCGGCCAUCAAACCCUGCGGCAGCUGGUAUGGUGCGAUUCCUGUUUUUGUGUUGCGUUCUUGCCUUCUCCACAUUUUUAUUUUGGCUGCUUUAUGUUUCUGGCUCCCCCCUGGUCCUAUCUAUUGCAGCUGGUGUCUCAACUGCCAGUCACACAAUUAAGGGAACAAAUGCUGCUAGUGCCAACACUGAAGAGCCAAAGCUUGAUUUAGCUGAAGCAGAUAUGGUGGUAUUUCUUGGUGAUUUUAAUUACAGGCUUUUUGGUAUAUCAUACGAUGAAGCAAGGGACCUUGUUUCACAAAGAAGUUUUGACUGGCUUCGAGAAAAGGAUCAGCUCAGAGCAGAGAUGCAGGCAGCGAAAGUUUUUCAAGGAAUGCGUGAGGCACUCAUUGUGUUCCCUCCUACUUACAAGUUUGCAAGAAACCAACCGGGUUUAGGAGGAUAUGAUUCUGGGGAGAAAAAGCGAAUUCCAGCAUGGUGUGACAGAAUAAUAUACCGUGACAAUCGAUCAGCUCCAGUGUCCGAAUGCAGUUUAGACUGCCCCGUGGUCUCAUCAGUUAUACAGUAUGGAGCUUGCAUGGAUGUCAUAGAGAGUGAUCACAAACCUGUCCGCUGCAAGUUUCAUGUUCAAGUUGCCCAUGUUGAUAGAUCAGUUAGGAGACAAGAAUUUGGAGAAGUUGUCAGGUCCAAUGAGAAAGUCAGGUCUAUUCUUGAGCAUUUGCGUUAUGUACCAGAAACCACUGUCAGCACCAACAUCAUCCGCCUUCAAAGCCAGGACACAUUCAUCUUGCGAAUCACCAACAAAGACGUGAAAGAAAAGGCUAUAUUCAGAAUUGUUUGUGCAGGUGUUUGCACUGUCAACGAGGAUGAAGACGAGAGUACUUAUCAUUCACGGGGUUCGUAUGGCUUUCCAAGAUGGCUCGAGGUCACACCAGCAGCAGGCAUAAUUAAACAAGAUCACUUUGUGGAUAUCUCAGUACAUCAUGAAGAGUUCCAUUCCUUAGAAGAGCAUUUUGAUGGAAUCCCACAAAACUGGUGGUGCGAAGAUACACGAGACAAGGAAGCUAUGUUGUCUGUGAAUAUCCAAGGCAGUAACGCAACAGGAAUACAAAGUCACCGAAUCAUCGUUAGACACUGCUACUCUGCCAAGACAGUGCGUAUCGACUCUAUAUCGAACAAUUCUCGGAAAGGCCAAGGAGGCUCUGUUCACCGGUCUGACCUUAGGCAACAAAGUGGUUCCUCUGAUGCUGUUGAUGAUUUCCGAGAUUUUUGAAGCUUUAGUGAGGCCUCGUAGAAUUGGACAGGAAUAGAUACAUCACCUGGAAGCAGCACCCAGAGAGCUUAAUCCGGUAUCUUUUUUAUGUAAAUACAUGGAGAGUGGUCUCCAUUUCAUCAUGUUGAGAACAGGUUCCGUUUGUUUAUGGUGAUUUGCAUAUGCUGAUGUCAGGUGGAAAUUCUUUACCUCAUUCAUUUUCGAAGAACAGAAAAACACAAGCACUGUAAUCGAAGCAAAUUGCACUAAAUGGUCUUUUCUACGAUUGCAGUAAAAAUGUUGAUAUUCAAAUGCCA